AUGGUCGACGAGAAAGAUCAAAUUGAAAUUGAUCUUAAAAUCAAGGCUGAACUUAUGCGUUUGGAUCAAUGCCAUGAAAAGAGUAAACAAGAGAUGGCUAAAUUGAUUUCCAAAAACAAAAGUGAAAGUGAGGCUAUCCUGGAUGAAAUUGAAGCACCGAUGAAACUUCAAGAAGAUGCAUGUUAUGAGAGACCGAAAGAAAGACUCUCAAGGAAAUCAACAAUGGUCGACAAAGAUCUAGACAAAUUGAUCGGGGAAGAAGUCGGUAGGUGGAAUGAGUUCAUGGAAAGUUUUCUUUUUUCUCGUGAAAGAACCAAUGUAAAAUCAAGCACACAGAUUGAUUCCGCCAAGAAAUCAGCUCAUCUUGAUGAAUUCAAGAAAGAAGAAAACAUUGGGAAUAAAGGGUCGAAGACCGGAGUUGGUGGAAAAGAUUUAAAGAUAGUUGUUGAUUGUGACCAACUAGAGUCAAGAAAUAUGGAAGAAUCGGAUCAAGAAAUCCGUCUUUGGUCCGGAGCCAUGGUCGAAGGAACCCGCCUUAAAGCUCUCGAUGAGCAAGUCAAGAAAAUGGAGACCAAGUUGGGUGUCUUGGAGGACUUACCGUCCAGGAUGGAGGAAACCCAAAGGGAAACUGCCGAAAUUAAACGGAUGAUGAAAUCCAUGAUGGAGAUGAUGAGCUCCCUUCAAUCCCAAACCACCGAGGGUGGAAGUUCUUCGCGGAUCCACCAACCCGAUAUGGGGAAGGGCAUUUUACCAACCCCUAUACACAUCGAUCCCCAAACACCAACCUAA
Messenger RNA from Dovyalis caffra, 789 nucleotides. Lineage: Eukaryota; Viridiplantae; Streptophyta; Magnoliopsida; Malpighiales; Salicaceae. The record is from the annotation of a GenBank genome assembly.